GAGGGCUGGGUUAUGGCAUGGGUCGCUGGUUAGAUGUUGGGCUGGAUCGUGGCUGAAGGAGGACUUGAAAUUCACCCAUGGCGUUUGGGUUGAAGGUUGGGGUACGGCAGGCGAGGAGGGGAGUGGCAGCACGGGCGGCGGGUAUUGAAGGGUCGUCCAGCGUGAGGGCAUCGCGGAAGGCGCUCCUGCAUACAUCUGGCCACUUCCAUUACUGGACGGGGUGGCUCCAGGGGUGUGGCUUCACAGUGGAGCGCCCGGCAUCGCCAUUCAUGUCCGGAUGCUCGUACAUACGGCGGAUUUCUUUUUGUUCAGUGCUGGCGGCGAGGGCGGUCGUCGGGAAGAGCAGGUGCUGGCGGUCGAAGGGUCGUCCCACAUGCCAUUUGGUUAUGCACCCUGCUGGUAACGUGGCGCUCAGACUAAUGGAGUUUGGGAGGAGCAGGGUAGAAGCUCUGGAGGCCGAGGAAGAGCCUGAUGCUGAACAGCAGGCCGCUGCUACCGUACAUUAUGUACCCACGUACUGGCGCACACCGCGCUGA
Messenger RNA from Volvox carteri f. nagariensis, 536 nucleotides. RefSeq lists its product as uncharacterized. The coding region runs from base 78 to 536 and encodes 152 amino acids. The transcript has 6 exons. The record is from RefSeq and is a predicted model, not a curated record. Lineage: Eukaryota; Viridiplantae; Chlorophyta; Chlorophyceae; Chlamydomonadales; Volvocaceae.